Molecule: messenger RNA, 222 nt
Organism: Scutellospora calospora
Lineage: Eukaryota; Fungi; Glomeromycota; Glomeromycetes; Diversisporales; Gigasporaceae
Source: the annotation of a GenBank genome assembly
AUGUCUGAAGUACAGGGUAGUUUUACUUUCGAUGUAGUGGAACAGAAAAAUGAUUUCAAAAUAGGUCAGAUAAAAUUGAUUUUUGAUGUUCCAUAUGAUACAAACAGAUAUUCAAGAUCAAUAAAUUACAAAAUAAUUAGAUGUAGUAAUACUAUUAUUGAAAUAAAAACUGAAGAAAAAUGGGGAGGAAUCAAAAAAGACUCUUGUGAAAAAUACAGAUAG